AUGUUGAAGUUUCGACUUCAUGACGCGGAACCCGCCUCGGCGCCAUCAAAGCCACGCAUUGAAGCCGUCCUCCUCCGCGUGGGCGGCGUUGUCAUCCGCUGCCACAGGGACAACCAGCGGGGGGUCCUCCACCUGCCUCUCGAGGCCGUCGGGGAUAUUGGCUCUGUGAGCCUGGCGCCUCCCCUGCCCAUGGCCUCCUACGGCCCCCUGCGCUGGCGCGUGACGCGCAAGAGCCGAGCUCCGGCGUUGUAUGGAGCAGCGACUGAGACGGCAGAAGUUGAACAUGGCGGGACACGGGCGGCGAUAGACAGGGCCCUGAAGAGCCUUUCGCAGAUCUCACUCACCGUCCUGUUGCCGAGUGGGCAGGGCCACAGCAUUUCCAUUGCCAAGGAUUCGACGCUCAGUGACCUGAAGGUCGCUGUGCAAGAGGCCUUGGGGCGAGGCUUUUUGAGGCUGGUCACUGCAGAUGGACAUUUUCUAGAUCCCAAAUCGAACCUCCCGCUUCACAUGGCUGGGAUUCACAAUGGAGACUCUGUCACGGCGAUUGCCCAGUCACCUGGCAUCACGGCCACCAAAGCUGCUUUUGCACUUUGGUGUUGCAAUAGUGGCGUGGUAACUUGGGGCGACACCGAGUGGGGCGCAGACAGCAGAACGGUCCAAGAUCAGCUGCGGAAUGUGCAGCAAAUCAGCUCCACCGAUGAAGCGUUUGCCGCCCUCUGCACCGACGGGAGCGUCGUGACCUGGGGAGAUCCUGAGCUGGGCGGUGACAGCAGCGAGGUCUCAACUCUUCGACGUUAA
This is a messenger RNA of Durusdinium trenchii, 798 nucleotides long. NCBI's taxonomy places the organism in Eukaryota, Dinophyceae, Suessiales, Symbiodiniaceae. The record is from the annotation of a GenBank genome assembly.